This is a messenger RNA of Kazachstania africana CBS 2517, 3831 nucleotides long. It is a transcript of the gene SKI2, whose product is annotated as SKI complex RNA helicase subunit SKI2. Gene Ontology annotation, molecular function: ATP binding; RNA binding; RNA helicase activity. The coding region runs from base 1 to 3831 and encodes 1276 amino acids. The record is from RefSeq and is a predicted model, not a curated record. NCBI's taxonomy places the organism in Eukaryota, Fungi, Ascomycota, Saccharomycetes, Saccharomycetales, Saccharomycetaceae. Gene Ontology annotation, cellular component: Ski complex. Gene Ontology annotation, biological process: nuclear-transcribed mRNA catabolic process, 3'-5' exonucleolytic nonsense-mediated decay. The transcript has a single exon.
AUGACUGCUCAGUUCUCGAAAAAGUCCAUUGAGGAGCUAUAUCAGUCCUUAAAAGAAAUUACACAGGACGAUGAUAUCCAGCUUUUCGAAAAUAAAAUAUCAAAGAUAGAUUUAUCCAAUGAAAAUGAACUAGACGAUUCCACCAUAAAGGAAAUUUUCCUGAAGCCAAGUAAUCAGCUGUCCUGGGAUCUAUUAGACCUGGUACAAUCCGUACCUGAGACCGACUUUCUCGAUAAUUCAAGGAAUUCCUACGACUAUAAAUCUUUCCUAACGAUUCCAGAUUAUAUUUCACGAUCUUCGUAUUAUUUCAAAAGAAAAGGUCUUGACGGCAAAAUUGCUAGUUUUAGAGAAGAGGUUUCUUUAAAAGAGAUAGCAAAUGCAAAUGCAUCCAACUCUUUAUCAUCUAGCAGAAAUUUAACUCAUCAUGGUAACAAAAUAAGAGGUUCAACGAGUCAAUUACCUUUUACGCCAGGCGGACUGGCAAUGCAAAAAUCUAUGCAAGUCUCAGAUCCCUCUCUCAAUAAUUCUAAGGAGCUGCUACCAAAGGAUGCGAAUGGUUUGUUCAAUGUCCCACCAGGCUUCAAGAGAGGGAUAAUACCAAGUGAAGAACCUACUCUGGUAGAAGUUGAAGAAGACUUUAAACACUUAAAUGAAUUUGGCAAUGAAGCUGAGAUCGAACAAGAAAUACUUGACAGGAGGAGAAGGGAGGAAGAACUAGCUGAAAAAAAUCUAUCUGACAAUAUUAUGAAGAGAUCAAUGGGUAAUGCACAUCAAGAAUUAGCUGAGAUAGAUGAUCUAUUACCAAUGGAUAUCGACUUUGGUAGAUCCGUUGCCAAGGUUAACAAUUUACUGAAGAAAAAAGAGUGGGCUCACACAGUUGAUCUUAACCAUAAAAUCGAGAAUUUUGAGGAAUUAGUACCAAAUCCUGCGAGGACGUGGCCUUUUGAAUUGGAUACCUUCCAAAAAGAAGCUGUUUAUCAUUUAGAACAAGGCGAUUCAGUAUUUGUAGCUGCCCAUACUUCUGCUGGUAAAACAGUAGUUGCCGAAUAUGCCAUUGCGAUGGCCAAAAGAAACAUGACCAAGACAAUUUAUACUUCUCCUAUCAAGGCACUUUCAAACCAGAAAUUCCGUGAUUUUAAGGAAACAUUUCAGGAUGUUGAUAUUGGUCUUAUAACUGGUGAUGUACAAAUUAAUCCAGAAGCCAACUGCUUGAUCAUGACAACUGAAAUUUUAAGAUCCAUGUUAUAUCGUGGGGCUGAUCUGAUAAGAGACGUAGAAUUCGUUAUAUUCGACGAAGUGCACUAUGUGAAUGACCAAGACCGCGGGGUUGUUUGGGAAGAAGUCAUUAUUAUGCUUCCUCAGCACGUGAAGUUUAUUUUGCUAUCUGCUACCGUACCAAAUACGUACGAAUUUGCAAAUUGGAUAGGUAGAACCAAACAAAAAAAUAUUUACGUUAUUUCCACGGCUAAAAGACCAGUUCCUUUGGAGAUUAACAUUUGGGCUAAAAAUCAAUUAAUACCUGUGAUUAAUCCACAUAGAGAGUUCUUAGAUGCAAAUUUUAAGAAACAUAAAGAUUUAUUAUCCGGUAAACCAGAGCUACCAGGCCAACAAAAUUCAAACACGGGUAAGAAUCAAAGGGGUGGGCAAAGAGGUGGACAAACAGGAGGACAAAGAGGUGGACAACGUGGGGGCCAACGUGCUGGGUCUCAAAGAGGAGGUUUACAGAGGGGUGCUCGUGGCGCUGGUGCAGUCGGAUCCAAUAAAAGCCAAUUUUUCAGAAGAGCAGGACCAAAUAAAAAGACUUGGCCCGAUCUAGUCAAUUAUCUAAGAUCGAAGGACUUAUUACCCAUGGUUGUAUUCGUAUUCAGUAAAAAACGUUGUGAGGAAUAUGCAGAUUGGCUGGAAGGUAUUAACUUCUGUAAUAACAAAGAAAGAUCUCAGAUCCAUAUGUUCAUCGAAAAUUCGAUAACUCGUUUAAAAAAAGAAGAUAGGGAGCUACCACAAGUUUUAAAGGUCAAAUCUUUAUUGGAAAGAGGUAUUGCAGUCCACCAUGGUGGGUUGCUGCCUAUUGUAAAAGAAUUAAUAGAAAUUUUAUUUUCAAAGGGUUUUAUAAAGGUACUUUUUGCAACAGAAACAUUUGCUAUGGGUUUGAAUUUACCUACUAGAACUGUGGUAUUCAGUGAGAUCAGGAAGCAUGAUGGGAACGGUGUUAGAGAUCUAACUCCUGGUGAAUUCACUCAAAUGGCUGGUAGAGCUGGUCGUAGAGGUUUGGAUAAAACUGGUACAGUAAUUGUAAUGGCGUAUAAUGAGCCGUUGCCUUUAUUGUCUUUCAAAGAAGUGACUUUAGGUGUUCCAACCAAACUGGAAUCACAAUUCAGGUUAACAUAUAACAUGAUUUUAAACCUUCUCAGAAUAGAGGCCUUGAAAGUGGAAGAAAUGAUCAAAUAUUCUUUUAGUGAAAAUACAAACCAAACGUCUCACCCUGAGCACCAAAAGAAGAUCAAGGACUUAGAAGGUCAAUUAGAAAGCGUGAAGGACUACGACUGUGAAGAUUGCGCGGAAGAUCUUGACAAACUUUUGGAUCAAAUAAUGAAGUAUAGAGAAGUAACCGCAGAUAUGAUGACUGAAUUGACAAAAACGGAUGCCAUAUUUAGGGUUAUCAGGGCUGGUACCCUAGUAGUUUUCAGGGAUAAGGAAGAAAACCAUAGAUUAGGUUUUGUAUACAGAAAUUCUGUUAAAAAUGGAAUUGCCGUUAUUAUGGUUAUAACAAGGCCAAAUACAACAUCUACGGACGAACCAAUCUACAUACCAUAUUUGGGCAAUAAAACCGCAUUUGUCAAGCGUAUCUUUAACAAGUUUGAAACUGAACCUUUUUACAUGGAGGAAGUUCCAUUCACAUCUAUCGAGCUUAUUACAAAAUAUCUUCUAAAUGUUAGUUUCACAGAAAUAAUGAACAAAGAGCCAGAAGCUCUUGAGAAAUUACAAGAGGAAAUCGAUAUUUUAAUAAAGUUUUCAAACCGCUUGAAAGAAACAAAGUAUAAAGCUAGAGGUAAUUUGAAAGUGCAUCAAGAUAUUCUCGAAAGGGAAAACAUUUCGGAGGAACUCCUGAAAAUUAAGGCAACCAAGUGCUCUAAACUGGCACUUCAUUUAAUUCCAAAGUAUAAGAAGCUGGAUAUACAAAAAAAAAUCAAGCAGCUUCAUCACUUGAUGUCGGACGAGAACCUAAAUUUGUUACCAGAUUACGGUCAUAGAUUGGAUGUGUUACAAACAGCAGGUUUCAUUGACGAAACGCAUAAUGUUCAAUUGAAAGGUAGAGUAGCGUGUGAAAUUAAUUCUGGAUACGAACUGGUCAUUACAGAGCUAAUUCUAGAUAAUUUCCUGGGUGAUUUUGAGCCAGAAGAAAUUGUGGCAUUGUUGUCAGCAUUUGUCUAUGAAGGCCGCACUAGAGAAGAAGAACCCCCAAUUGCCACACCAAGGCUUGUUAAAGGGAAGAAGAGAAUAGAAGAAAUUUAUCAAAAAAUGCUGACACUCUAUGAAAUAUGCCAAGUUCCUUUAACUCAAGAAGAGGCCGAGUUCCUAGAAAGAAAAAGAUUUGCUCUUAUGAAUGUUGUUUACGAAUGGGCACGUGGAUUAUCCUUCAAGGAAAUUAUGAACAUCAGUCCAGAAGCCGAAGGUACAGUCGUUAGAGUUAUCACUUGGCUGGACGAAAUAUGUCGACAAGUUAAGGCAGCUGCAAUUAUCAUCGGUAAUACAGCUUUGCACAUGAAAAUGAGCAGAGCUCAAGAGUUGAUUAAAAGAGAUAUUGUCUUUGCUGCCAGUUUAUAUUUAUAG